UGCUAAGAAAAUGAGGAACACUUUCAUCAAUUACUCCUUCACACUGAAGUACGCUGGCUGUCGAAAGGCUUAUAUUUGACAAGAUUUUUUGCACUUUAUGAGACUGUUUUAGAAUUUUUGGAUACUAAAGAUAGAAUUUUAAAAGAAAAUUUAAUGAAGAGGAAAACAGACGUCGCCUAUUUAACAGAUUUGUUUACAAAAUUUAAUAUGGUUAAUUUGCAAUUACAAGGCGACAGUUUAAAUUUGAUUAAAACAAAGUCCAUCUUAUCAGCGUUUCUUGCCAGAGUUAAACUAAUGAAGCAAAAUAUUGGACGGUGCGAAUUUUCUCAGUUCCAGAAUUUGUCACAGACAAGCUGCCAGGAAGACGACGUUUCAACUUACGUUCAACAUUUAAAUGCCAUCUAUUCAGAUUUUGAAUCUAGGUUUGAGGAUAUUUUGACUAUGGUAAUAUCACCAUGGAUAAUUAAUCCAUAUGGUGACAUAGAAGAAACGAAUGUCAUAAUACAAGAAGAACUGACUGAACUAAGUACAAACGAAGAACUUAAGGUUCAGUUUAAAAACGGAUAUCAGCAAUUCUGGCUGCAAAACAACAUACCCGUUACUUAUCCCUUGUGUAAUGGGCGAGAGCCGGUUCUUUCAUUCGUAAACAAAGGAAACGCCGAGGAAAUAAAAAGACACUCCAAAGGAAAAAGAGAGCAACGGAGAAGCAGCGUUGUUUGUUUAAUAGCCAGCCUCGUUUGGAGUAUUGAGGCUCUUUUAGAAACGACUCUCCAACCUGGUACAUGCACUCUGUGCGCGAACGAGUUUUAUUUAUCUAUGGUUAUGGGCGCACUUAUCUUGCCUGUCAUAUCCCGAGAUAGCCAUUUUAAGGGAAAUGUUAUGGUGGAUGUUGCAAAACACAGAAACUGCCGUUUCGCCGCCGGCAAUGCUGCUGCUUCUGGUGAUCACAAUGCAGCAUGUUAUCCAAGAGUUCAUAUCAACAAUUUAUUCAAACACUUGAAGGCCAACUACAUGAUAAAAAGUCCUUUUGGAAAUUUGUCAAUUCCAAAAGGAGGAUCUUGA
Molecule: messenger RNA, 1062 nt
Organism: Acanthoscelides obtectus
Lineage: Eukaryota; Metazoa; Arthropoda; Insecta; Coleoptera; Chrysomelidae
Source: the annotation of a GenBank genome assembly